Sorghum bicolor (sorghum) is the source of this 1622-nucleotide messenger RNA. RefSeq names its product cathepsin B-like protease 2. Bases 233 to 1300 code for a protein of 355 amino acids. The transcript has 12 exons. Gene Ontology annotation, biological process: regulation of catalytic activity. NCBI's taxonomy places the organism in Eukaryota, Viridiplantae, Streptophyta, Magnoliopsida, Poales, Poaceae. Gene Ontology annotation, molecular function: cysteine-type endopeptidase activity. Gene Ontology annotation, cellular component: lysosome. The record is from RefSeq and is a predicted model, not a curated record.
CCCAACCCCACGUCCCCACCCCAGUAGCAGCAGGAUGAGUAUUAUAUAUACACACUAGUGUGCUUCAAUUGGCGGAAGAAAAGGAGAGGAGAAGCGAAGCAAAAGCAAAGCAGCAGGCCUCAAGAACAAGCGCCCGCCCACCCCCACUUAUUAGAUUCCCAUCUCGUGUUCCUCUGUGGUCUGUGCUGCUGCAGGCAGGGGAGGAGACCGGCGAAAGGGGAGCUAGAGGAAGAUGGCCGGCGCACUGCAGCCGCCGCCCCAGCUGCUGCCGCUGCUGCUUGCACUCCUCCUCGUCUCUGCUGCCGCCCCUCAGGUUGUUGGAGUGGGGGUCGGAGACAACUCCCUGAGAAUCAUCCAGGAGGAUAUUAUUGAGACAGUCAACAACCAUCCCAGUGCUGGGUGGACAGCCUCACGUAAUCCUUACUUUUCAAACUAUACCAUUGCGCAAUUUAAGCACAUACUUGGAGUGAAACCAGCACCAAAGAAUGUACUCAGUGAUGUUCCUGUCAAAACUUAUCCAAGAUCACUGGAACUUCCAAAAGAGUUUGAUGCUAGAUCUGUGUGGUCCCGUUGCAGCACAAUUGGGAACAUACUUGAUCAAGGUCAUUGUGGCUCUUGUUGGGCUUUUGGUGCUGUGGAGUGCCUCCAGGACCGUUUUUGCAUUCACUUCAACACGAGCAUUUUACUUUCAGUCAAUGACCUACUGGCAUGCUGUGGUUUUAUGUGCGGCGAUGGGUGUGAUGGAGGCUAUCCUAUAAUGGCAUGGCACUACUUUGUUCAAAAUGGUGUUGUUACUGAUGAGUGUGAUCCAUACUUUGAUCAGGUCGGUUGCAAGCAUCCUGGAUGUGAACCUGCUUAUGAUACACCUAAGUGUGAAAAGAAAUGCAAGGUGCAGAACCAAGUUUGGCAGGAAAAGAAGCAUUUUAGCAUUGAUGCGUAUAGAAUAAAUUCAGAUCCACAUGACAUAAUGGCAGAGGUCUACAUAAAUGGUCCUGUAGAAGUCGCUUUCACAGUUUACGAGGAUUUCGCACACUACAAAUCUGGAGUAUACAAGCACAUCACCGGUGGCAUUAUGGGUGGCCAUGCCGUCAAGUUGAUUGGAUGGGGAACCAGUGAUGCUGGAGAGGAUUACUGGCUUCUUGCAAAUCAGUGGAAUAGGGGCUGGGGCGAUGAUGGUUACUUCAAGAUCAUAAGGGGCACAAAUGAAUGUGGCAUCGAGGAGGACGUUGUUGCUGGAAUGCCAUCUACAAAGAAUAUGGUUCCAAACUUCGGCAGUGCAGUUGGAACAGCUGUAGUUUAACAAUUACGUUUGGCCUCAAAUGCUGUUGGAAUUAACUGAAGUAUUUUUAAAAUGGAAUUGUUAAAGAGCCAAUAUGGUGUAUGUAGUUUGUACACUAGCUCAUUCCAAAGGUCGUUAUGUUGCUGAUGCCACAUCACUUUGUUCAGAGAUGGUGGAAUAACAUUAAUAAGAACUAGAAUAUGAAUAUUAUGGUUUCAAGUCCAACCAAAUUUGUGCUCAGAUGAUAUCUGGCCGCCAAACCUUGUAAAAAUCUCUGUUGUAAAAUAAAAAAUCAAGUCGAGGGAAAGUACACUGCAAUGCAAUGUCUGCAAUCAGUUCAUUU